Molecule: messenger RNA, 225 nt
Organism: Caenorhabditis briggsae
Lineage: Eukaryota; Metazoa; Nematoda; Chromadorea; Rhabditida; Rhabditidae
Exons: 2
Coding region: 1-225 (74 amino acids)
Cellular component (GO): extracellular region
Molecular function (GO): hormone activity
Source: RefSeq, a predicted model, not a curated record
AUGUCGAAACUCUCCCUCCUGGUCUUCAUCGUCGCGCUUGCCGUCGUCAUCGGUGCAGCUGCCGGAUUCGGAAGGCACCACCUGUGUGGGGCAAAACUUCUGGAUACCAUGAUUGCGGUAUGCCCGAAUGGCUGCGACCAAGGCAGUGACUUCCAAUUAGCCAUGGCUUGCUUCCGACGAAUGAACAAGGACGACGUGAGGUCCGCCUGUUGUCCGGAUGCCUGA